AACCUGUCGGCAGCUGUCGCAAACUGUCGGGCUUCAAUGACAGUGACAGGCACACGGCCGCUGCUGGAUUGAAUUUGAAAAUAUUUUAGCGUGAAACCAGCUACGGGAAUAUAAUGGCAGACGAAGAGAAUUUACCAUCGGGUUGGGAGAAAAGAAUGAGCCGCAACUCAGGCAAGGUGUAUUACUUCAACCACACCACCAAUGCCAGCCAAUGGGAGCGGCCAGUAGGAGACUGCCUUGGAGAGCCAGAUAAGGUACGCUGCUCCCACCUCCUGGUCAAACACAACCAAUCACGUCGUCCAUCCUCCUGGCGGGAACCGAACAUAACGAGAUCCAAAGAUGAGGCUGUGGAUCUUAUUCAGAAAUAUAUUGAGCAGAUUAAGUCCGGAGAAGAGAAGUUUGACGUCUUGGCUUCCCUGUUCAGCGACUGCAGUUCAGCAAAGAACGGUGGGGACCUGGGACUCUUUGGCAAAGGUGAAAUGCAGAAACCUUUCGAAGACGCCUCCUUUGCGCUCAAGAUUGGAGACAUGAGCGGCCCCGUUUUUACCGAGUCUGGAGUGCACAUCAUCAAGCGCACCGGCUGAAGCAAGCGCCACGGUCCACACACACACACACACACACAAAUGAGCCUGCAAUCUCCAAUGCGUAACAACAAAGCUUUAUAUCACACGAAUGAAACGAUAAAUAAUCCAGAAUGAUUUCAACAGAGCAUCCUGCAAAUGUUUGAUGAGAUCCGUACAUAAGAGUUAAAGGUGCAUGUCUUCCUCUUUCAUUCCUUGUGUGAGCUUUAGCAGCGUGUUCUUUUCACUUCUCAAGCCUAGCAUCAUGUCAGUGGCAAGACUUGACACAUUGAAGCUCGUGCUGAUUUCACCAACCAGCCACAGGAACUGUCCGCCCCUCGAGGCCCCUCCU
Molecule: messenger RNA, 912 nt
Organism: Doryrhamphus excisus (bluestripe pipefish)
Lineage: Eukaryota; Metazoa; Chordata; Actinopteri; Syngnathiformes; Syngnathidae
Gene: pin1
Product: peptidylprolyl cis/trans isomerase, NIMA-interacting 1
Cellular component (GO): cytosol; nucleus
Molecular function (GO): peptidyl-prolyl cis-trans isomerase activity; protein binding
Source: RefSeq, a predicted model, not a curated record